Entelurus aequoreus (snake pipefish) is the source of this 1979-nucleotide messenger RNA. RefSeq names its product integral membrane protein 2B-like. The record is from RefSeq and is a predicted model, not a curated record. The coding region runs from base 153 to 995 and encodes 280 amino acids. Gene Ontology annotation, cellular component: extracellular exosome; plasma membrane; Golgi apparatus. The transcript is spliced from 6 exons. NCBI's taxonomy places the organism in Eukaryota, Metazoa, Chordata, Actinopteri, Syngnathiformes, Syngnathidae. Gene Ontology annotation, molecular function: amyloid-beta binding. Gene Ontology annotation, biological process: negative regulation of amyloid precursor protein biosynthetic process.
UAGUGCUACGUUGCCACCGCUUUGUUUUGACCAACUUGAUAUCUCUCAGUCGCGCAACUGAGACGCAGAAGUUAAAGGAGGACAUUUUUCGCCCUUUUAGCGACUUUCGUGCUGUUUUUGCCAGGUGGAAGUUUGUGCUUUGUCGUUCCACGAUGGUGAAAGUGUCUUUUAACUCGGCCUUUUCGCAGAAAGAUGUCAAAAAGGACGCGGAAACGCUGAUUUCCGAGGAGGACAAAGAUGCGGAGGCAGCACUUCCUGUGCGUGGACAGUCUCGGGCCUGGUGCUGGUGCAUGUGCCUGGGUCUGGGCCUCAUGCUGUCUGGGAUGGUGGUGGCUGGAGCCUACCUGUACCGCUACUACAUCCUGGAGGUGUGCGUCUGGCAAGUAGACCAGAGCAGACCCAAGUGUGACACGCCUCCCUCUGUCUUGCAGGAGGGUCAGGUGUUUGUGUGUGGGGUCAACUACCGCGAGGAGGACCUGACCAUGGCCCACCUGGAGAAGGUGGACGUGGACCUUCCAAUCCCUCUGAGGCAGCUGGAGGAGAGAAUCCGGGUGCUGGAGAGGCAACAAGUGGCGCUCAUUCACGUGCCCGUGCCCGACUUUGAGGAGGGAGACCCCGCAGACAUCGUCCACGACUUCCAGCGGAUGCUGACCGCCUACCUAGACCUGAACCUGAACAGGUGUUACGUCAUCGCGCUCAACACCUCCAUUGUCAUGCCACCACGAGACUUCCUGGAGCUGCUGGUCAAUGUCAAGUCUGGCACCUACCUGCCCCAGUCCUACCUGGUGCACGAGGACAUGGUGGUGACGGAGCGCCUGGAGCACGUGGACCAGCUGGGAUACUUCAUCCAUAACCUGUGUCGCGGCAAGGACACCUUCAAGCUGCAGCGCCGGGACAGGAUUCUGGGUAUGCAGAAGCGGGAGGUGCUGAACUGCCACAAGAUCCGUCACUUUGAGAACAAGUUUGUGGUGGAGACUGAGAUCUGUGAGAUGUAAUCGAGCAUUUCUCAGCGUACUUUCACUUUCACUUUCACUUUCUACAUACGGUUGGGCCAGAAACCAAGCAGUACCAACAUCAGUACUACUAUAGUAUUCAACACUACAGUAGUAUUAGUACAGUAGUAUUCAAUACUACAAUAGUAUUUAGUACUACAGUAGUAUUGACUACUACAGUAGUAUUAUUACUACAGUAGUAUUCAAUACUGUAGUAUUGAAUACUACAGUAUUAUUCACUACUACAGUAGUAUUACUACCGUAGUAUUCAAUACUACUGUAGUAUUCACUACUAUUGUAGUAUUGAAUACUACUGUACUAAUACUACUGUAGUGUUCACUACUAUUGUAGUAUUGAAUACUACUGUACUAAUACUACUGUAGUGUUCACUACUACUGUAGUAUUGAAUACUACUGUACUAAUACUACUGCAGUGUUCACUACUACUGUAGUAUUCAAUACUACAAUAGUAUUCAGUACUACAGUAGUAAUACUACAGUAGUGUCGGCCCCAGAUGCGACCAAACCAAUCAGAGCAAUGGGUUUAGUAUGGUGGCCUCUGAUUGGCUGAGGCAACCUUACUAUUUAGGAUGAAUGGAGUGUAAAGAUGACUCAACAUAUUUAGAAGGUUGUUUUGUCCCAACUCUGGAAAUACUCCAUGAUAAUGAUUCAUUUGUAAUUCAUUAAUAAACAACAUGAUAAUGAUUCAUUUGUAAUUCAUUAAUAAACAACAUCUUUCCUUUCCUGCUGGAGCAUGAAGUCGCUUCUUUCUUCUUGACAUUUACACCAAAUCAGCUGAAAUGACUUGUAAUCAUUCAUCUUUGUUUUCAACAACUCAUUCUACCAUUAUGUUGCGUGUGCGUGUGCGUGCGUGCGUGUGCGUGUGCAUGCGUGCGUAUUUAUAAUCUUUGGGGAGAUGAACAGUCCAAUAAGAAAAGUACAAACUGAAUCGUGGCUCUCCUGUCUUGUGUUCCACUUGGAAAGGACUA